Molecule: messenger RNA, 966 nt
Organism: Carassius gibelio (silver crucian carp)
Lineage: Eukaryota; Metazoa; Chordata; Actinopteri; Cypriniformes; Cyprinidae
Product: olfactory receptor 6N1-like
Exons: 1
Coding region: 1-966 (321 amino acids)
Biological process (GO): G protein-coupled receptor signaling pathway
Cellular component (GO): membrane
Molecular function (GO): olfactory receptor activity; G protein-coupled receptor activity
Source: RefSeq, a predicted model, not a curated record
AUGGCAGCUGAAAAUUACUCUGUGAACAAUGUACAGAGCUUUAUAAUCACUGGAUUUGAUCACCUCCAGAAUCAAAAGCUCCUCGGAUUCCUCAUCUUAUUAACCUACAUGCUCAUACUGCUUGGGAAUGGAAUUAAUCUGUGUGUCAUCUCGAUUAACCGACAUUUACACAAACCAAUGUACAUAUUAAUCUGUAAUCUAGCCAUUGUUGACAUAAUAUUCUCCUCUACCUGCAGCACAACCAUGAUCUCAGUGCUGCUGGCUGAGAUUAAAACUGUUUCAUAUUACUCUUGUAUCUCAAGGACAUACUUUUAUCAUCUCGGUGAUAUCACAGUAUGCAUGGCUUUGACAUUGAUGGCAAUAGACAGACUUAUUGCCAUCAGGCUUCCAUUAAGGUACCACAGCAUUGUAACAAAUUCACGAACAUUUCUGCUUAUUUCACUGACUUGGCUCAUUUGUUUUGCUAUAAUGGGUGUUGAGAUAUCAGUGAUAGAUAGCGUCCCAUACUGUCAGCCUGUCAUCAGAUAUGUGUUCUGUGAUUAUCCUUCUAUGAUCAGAGCUGCUUGUGUUAAUCCUGAACCCUAUUUUUUCUUGCCUACAAUGAUCAAUCUUUGGUUGCUAUGUGGGCAGUUUCCCUUUAUUCUGUGUACCUAUGCUGUCCUGGCUUACAGCGUUACUAGACUCUCCAACAACUCAAACAAAAAGCAAAUGAUCAGCACCUGCUCCAGUCAUCUCAUUGUCUUGUUUAGUUAUUAUGCACCAAAGCUGGUUUCUAAUUUACUAACUCGAAUAGGAGUCGUGUUAAGCUUAACAGACAGAAACGCAAUAAUAAUCAUAGCCUCUCUUGUUCCUUCAUUAAUAAACCCCACUGUUUAUUGCACCAGGACUAAAGAGAUCAGGAAACGAUUAGCUGAUGUAUUUUUGCACAAAAGAAUUGUACCAAAUCACUUAAAGGCUGUAUCAUAA